Messenger RNA from Microtus oregoni (creeping vole), 5456 nucleotides. It is a transcript of the gene Tspan11, whose product is annotated as tetraspanin 11. Gene Ontology annotation, cellular component: membrane. The transcript has 9 exons. The record is from RefSeq and is a predicted model, not a curated record. Lineage: Eukaryota; Metazoa; Chordata; Mammalia; Rodentia; Cricetidae. The coding region runs from base 193 to 1044 and encodes 283 amino acids.
CCCGCCCGCCCCGGGCCUGUGGGCGCGUCCCAGCUGGCCAGUCUGCGAGAGGGGCGCCCGGCAGGCUGCAAGAGAGGCAGGGAGCGCCCGGGGUUGGGAAGACCGCUGUGCCCAGGGCAGCAGCAGUCACCGCUCCAGGAUCCCGAUCCUUCCCUACAUCCAGUCCAGCGGUUGUGGCCCGGCCCAGCUGCCAUGGCACACUGCAAGACGGAGCAGGAGGACUGGCUGUUGGCCCACCUGAAGUACCUGCUCUUCAUCUUCAACUUCUUCUUCUGGGUCGGUGGGGCAGCUGUCAUGGCUGUGGGUAUCUGGACACUGGUGGAGAAGAGUGGUUACCUCAGCAUCUUGGCCUCGAGCACAUUUGUUGCCUCUGCCUACAUCCUCAUCUUUGCUGGUGCUCUUGUCAUGACAACCGGCUUCCUGGGCUUCGGGGCCAUCAUCCGGGAGCAGAAGAGCUGUCUCUCCAUGUAUUUCUGCCUGUUGCUGGCCAUCUUCCUCGUGGAGCUGGUGGCAGGGGUCCUGGCACAUGUGUACUACCAGAGGCUGAGUGAGGAGCUGAAGCAGCACCUGAACAGCACCCUGACCGAACGCUACGGGCAGCCAAGGGCCGCAGAGAUCACAGCCUCGGUGGACCAGCUGCAGCAGGAUUUCAAAUGCUGUGGCAGCAACAGCUCAGCCGACUGGCAACACAGUACAUACAUCUUGUCCCAGGAAGCCCAGGGGCGCCGGGUUCCCGACAGCUGCUGCAAAACUGUGGUGGCGCACUGCGGCCAGCGGGCCCACCCCUCCAACAUCUACAAGGUGGAGGGAGGCUGCAUGGCGAAGCUGGAGCAGUUCCUGGCUGACCACCUGCUGCUCAUGGGCGCAGUGGGCAUUGGGGUGGCCUGUCUUCAGGAUGAAUCACUCUGUCGGUCUCAUUCCCCAGAGAGUCCUGAACAACUUGACCUGAGUGUGGGAUCAGAUCUGCGGGAUGGUUCUCACCUGCUGCUUACACCGAAGGCUCCAGCAACACUUUUACUAAAGGAUGCCCCAGUAGCCUGCUGACUGCCCCACACGAGGGCCCACAUCCCCACAUCCUGAACCAGGCCUACAAAGUCAGCAGUUGGGUCAUGGACUCCCUUGGACUCUAUGCAGAGCCCACCAGCUGCCUGUGGUGUGGCUCCUGGGAUUCCCGCUGGGGCAGGGACCUCGGCUCACUCCUCCAUUUCCAAGCACUCAUUCACUGCCAGAAUCUUUGGCAGGGGAUGGUUCUGGCAAGAGGCUGCCAGAGCCCUUUGCUAGGCACGGAUCCCUAUGGACUCCAGGAGGGCCAGAGCUCAGCUCCCUCUGCACUAUCUCAAUGCCUGAGUCUGGACUAGAAGGAUGGCAGAUGUGUCUUCCCAAGACUCCUGCAGGGCUUGGUGUGUGAUUCCCACUGACAUUGGGUCCCAGUAGCUCUCCUCAGAGAAAAGCACCACUUCAGGCAGACUGGGUUAGCUCACCCCUCCCAAAACUUAGCUGGUUUUGGAUCUUCCCACCAGUAACCGGCCAUGCCUUUCCUGUAGGGCCUUGGACAGGGGUCGUCUAAGAUGGGGCAGCUAAAGGCCAGGCUGUUGGAGCCACCAGGACAGGGCACUUAAAGAGGCAGGUUGGUUACAGCUGGGUGUGCGGCACCUGAGAGUCACAUGAUAAUCACGAGCCCCAGCCCCCAGUGGCAUGUCCUCUUCACAGCAUUGACUACCAGAAUAUCAGGUUUAAGAUGUUAGUGAGUUAAAGCUCUUCUCUAGUGGCCCACACUUCGGGCUGUUAAGUCAAGGCUGCCGAGGAGAGGAAGCUGUGGGGAAGGAGGUACUCUGCCUGCCCCCCAUUUCCUGGUGCCUUCAUGACCCCAUUUCUCUUCCACUGUGUUCUCUGCUUCCUUCUCCACUAUUCCAGAGUAGCACGGUUCUCUCCUCUUCUCUCUCUAGUCAUUGGACGAAAUAGAGACUAUUCAGGAAGAACUCCCCACACGUUAAAGUAGACAGAAAGAAAAUCCUAGAAAAAUCAAAAGUUGGGAGUAGAUGUCAACUACUCCCAUAGGGAGUAUAGCAUAGGGUACAGACCAUUGGGGAUCCCCCCUUCAUUGAUUAUUGCUUGGGCAGUUUUGUACACCAGGACUCCAAACCAGCCUCAGCUCCACAUGGGUCUUGCUCACCUCUCCACAAUGAACAAGUUGGCAUCUCGUUAACCAGAAGCACUUACGACUUGCCUUCUAUCUGACCCAGUUCUUACCACCAUGCACCCAGAUCCUGCCGAGCUGGGUCCCUUGUUGCAGGGAGAUGAGCUCCCAGUUGUACGUGAGGGAACUAAGGGCCACUGGUUGCAGCCCCAGCAUAGGUCUAAAAUUCCAUUCUCAGGGCAGGAAGUAGUUGCAUCAACAGAGGGAACAUCAGGCUCUCAUUGGGUCAGCAUCUUCCACUCUGGGAUGCUCCGGGGAGCUACUCAGAGCCCAGGCUGGUUUAUGUCACCUGCCUGAAGGGCCCUAGGUUGCUUGUACAAAGAAAAAAAGACACUCCCAAAAAUCCUAGACUAUGUUAUGGCCAAGAGAAAAUCUUAGCUACCCUCCACCUUCCCAGAUUCUUGCAGCUAUUCGAAGACUCACUUUGAUCUCCAAGCUUAUAGACCUAUAAGACUCAUAUAGAGGGGAUUAAACAAAAGGUUUAGGGUCCAAACCACAUUCCUCCUGAAGAGGCACCGAGGGAAGUGGUAAUAUACAAAGGGAUACUUUGGCCUUAGCAUCUGCUUUGGUAGCCCCCCUUAGUUCUCAGGCAGAUGAGGACAGAAGUGACAAGUGGGGACCAUUGUACAGCCUCGAUGCAGAGGCAGUCAGGAGAGCAUAGCUCAUUGGCCCUGGUCAGAGUGCAGAGUGAGUGGACAGCCCCAAAUGUGACCUCCUUGAUCACAACAGCCUUGGCGACAAGAUGGGGUUAGAGGCCAUGAAACACACAGUAGGCCAGGUUUAGUGCAGAAUCUGUAGUGAGGUGUGCCCGUCAGAUGGAUGCUCAGGAUAUUUCUUCCUAUUUAUCCUGAGGGACAGGUCCCUAUUCAGAAGUUGUCACUCUGAGUUCCUUAGAGAGAGAGAAGGGCCUACCUAUAAAAUGUCCUCCUCAGUCUUGAGUCAGCACAGACAUCGUGGGUCCCACACCAGGCCCUGAACUUGGCACAGCUGCAGCCAUCAUAUCCCCACCCUGAGCAUGAGUUGCCUUUGCCUCAGCUCAAAGUGGCUCCCUCAAACACAGUAUGCCCCUAAAUCCCCCAGGUGGCCAGUGUUUGGGGAACGAGGGUAAACCUUAGUCUAUGAUAAGGAGAUAAGGACUCUCUGUGCAUUUUGUCCCUUGCCCUCCCCAGCACUGUACCCCUCGCCUCCCAUGGCACUUCUGGCAUGGCUUUGGGGAUGGUCACUGAGGAUCUGCAUGUCUACCUUCAAUGUCAUCCACAGUGACACCAAUGGAGUGUGCUAUAGCCCCCAUUCUCCAGAUAAAGAAGCUAAGACUCGGUCAAGUUGAACACCAGUGGUGAUGGCUGUUGUCAGGGCACCAGCCAGGUGGACCCAAAGAAAGUAGAGGUGGGAGCCCCUCCCCCCAGCACUGGCUGUUAGGUUGGCAUUCGAGAACAGUGUCCUAGGGUGGUAUGGCCAAAUAGUGGCAGCCUCAACGACUCCUCCGUUGGAUGGGCCCGUCCAUCGUGUCCCAUGUCAGCAGCGUUUUGCAUUCCCAGGUGAAGUAGACACCUAUCUUGUUUUGCAAUGACAAGGUCCUAUCGGGAAUCUAAGGAGGCCAGAGCUCCUAAGUAUGAUCCAGGCCACACUCAGAGGCAGGAGAGGGGUGAGAACAGGGACUAUCUUUAGUGCUCAGCCUCGGUGUGGAUGGGAACCACACCAUGUGAAGCUCGCUGGCUGGAAUGUGAAAUGUCUCUCUGUGUCCCAUAAGGAGGUCAGGAGAGAACCCAAGAUUGUAUCCAUUCCUAGAGCCACCCCAGGUAUGGAGAUACCCUGGUUGGUGAUGCUGAGCCUCUCCCUCAGGCAGACCCUCUCUCUCUUCUUGCCCACUCCCCUAUAUUAAACAUUUGUUAUUUCUGGGCUCUGGAGUGGACACAAGGUGACUUCUGUCUUGAGCCCUCUCACCCCUCUCAGGGUCAUAGAGGUUCAUAUCCGAAAGGCUCUGGCUGUCUGGAGAGUGUGCAGCAGCAGGCCAGUGUGAUGAGCCACUGGGAGCUCAGAAUCCGCCACUCGGAACAGCUUCCAGGGUUUUGAAGUCAAGGGAAUGAAUGGACCAGUUAGAACCCUACCAGCUUUGAAAAUGCCCUCUGCUUAUUGGCUUUUCAGGGCUGGGGCAAAGGGACAAGAGAAGGAAGGGCAGCCAAAGCUGUUCAGAAGGAACGUAGCCAUCUUGUGACUUCCGGGUGGCAGUUAGGCCAUCGGUGAGCAGUGUGGCGUGUUUUACACUUGCUCUCCCCUCAGCACCUCCAGGGGAGCCUUCAGAGCAGCAGGUUACCUCUCCAUAGUUGCUCUACGGAAGGCCAGAGCCAACAGCUGGCAUGUCUGCCAAGUUCCCAGGUGGUAAUGCCACGGCCUGGCAACCACACCAACCCACAGUGUGGACCACACAAGGACAUGGCUACCUUCAGAUGUCAGAACCCUCAAGGGGCAAAAGUCACUCAGGUCAUCUGACUUGAGACUGUUCCCACUAGGUCCACAAGGAGGGUGAGAUGACACCAACCACCGAGUGGUUUCCAACCAGCCAAGCACAUGCCUCUCGACAGAGCCUGCUUGGCACUCCUGCCCCUUCCGAGCCCAGAUGCCUGGGCCUUCUUCCUGGAAAGGGGGCCCUUAUACUCCAAGAUCCCAGCUUCUUCUCUGUGCCGUGGGGUGGCCCUGCUGUGCCCCUGUCACUUUAACAUGUCUAGCCAGAAAUCAAGGCUCCCUCAUCCUUCCCCUCCUGCUUACACACCUGUGAAACCUGCUCCUUCCCUACGCCAGUACUGACGGAAAUUCCAGGGACCCCAUUGUCAAGGGGCCAGAUGGGCUUCUGGAUCUAGCUGGCCCAUGGAUGUGAGACAUCAGAUAUCCUACAAAGGCAGAAACUGCCUUAAGCUACUGCUUACAGCGAAACUCCAGAUGUGAGAUGCACCUCUCCACUGACCUCAACAGAAGCUCGGUGCCUUGUGCUAACGGACCCGAUAAUAAAGGACUUGUACCAGAGUGCCUUCUGCUGACUUGGUGCUGCAGGGAGACCCCGGGUCCUCUGUCCACCAACUGCAUUGCAUCCCCACGGGAGCUUCUUUGUUGGCCAUGGCUUCCCUCCAGUGCCUGCUGACCACAGCCAUCAGAAGUCUGCUGCCCCUCACCCCCUCAUUCAUCAUCUCAUGGCUUACUUGUCUGAAAGGAUCUCUUCUUCUCAUCAGUGUCAUUAAUCUGGCCCUUUGGGCCGCAGGGCUGA